GGUGCUUUUUGGACCUUCAAAGUUUCGGUCACCAUUCACUUGCAUUGUGAGGACCUACAGAGCUGAAAUAUUCUUCUAAAAAUCUUAAUUUGUGUUCUGCUGAAGAAAGAAAUUCAUACACAUCUGGGAUGGCAUGAGGGUGAGUAAGUGAUAUGAGAAUUUUCAUUUUUGGGUGAACUAUUCCUUUAACACAUAAAUAGAAGUUCAUUCGUCUAAAACUGUAGUCCUGCUGUCAAAAGUAUGUUUGAGACAAUUUUACAGCUCAGAUAACACGCAUUUGGAUGGACUGGACUGUUCAGACACCGGGAGUGAUCAUAAAGUCCUGUGUGUGUUCACUUCAACCCAUGAUAAAGAAUAAAGUCGUGUUUAAAGGAGAAACUCAGCUCCCGGAGCGUCUGAUCAGGGGAUGGAGGCGCACAGUUCGGGGCUCAGCAGGAAGAGGAAGAGAGUGGAGUUGAAUGGAGAGAUAAAAGAUGGAGAGUGUGUCCAAAAAAUACCACUAAGGACUUUGGGCCUGAGAGAUCCUGCACCAUUCGCUGAUGAGGUGGAGGCUGCAAAAACACCAUAUGUUCGCGUUAGCAUGGAAGAGGCUCAGCGUGGAACUCCAGAGGACCGUCCAGUGCGUGUCUAUGCAGAUGGGAUUUUUGACAUGUUCCAUUCAGGACACGCUCGUGCUUUGAUGCAGGCCAAGUGCCUUUUCCCCAACACACAUCUCAUCGUAGGUGUGUGCAGUGAUGAUUUGACAUAUAAAUUUAAGGGCUUCACUGUAAUGAACGAGGACGAACGUUACGAUGCAGUGAGUCACUGUCGUUAUGUUGAUGAGGUGGUCCGGAACGCUCCGUGGACACUGACACCUGAAUUUCUGGCCGAGCACAGAAUAGACUUUGUCGCCCAUGAUGACAUACCAUACAUCUCAGCAGGAAGUGAUGAUGUUUACAAACAUAUAAAGGAGGCAGGCAUGUUUGCGCCAACCGAGAGAACAGAGGGCAUCUCCACAUCUGACAUAAUCACACGCAUCGUGCGCGACUAUGAUGUUUACGUGAGACGAAACCUGCAGAGAGGCUACACUGCCAAAGAGCUGAAUGUCAGCUUCAUCAAUGAGAAGAAGUAUCACCUGCAGGAGCAUGUAGAUAAGGUGAAGCAGAAGGUGCGGGAUGUGGAGGAGAAGAGUAAAGAGUUUGUGCAGAAGGUGGAGGAGAAGAGCAUCGACCUCAUUCUGAAAUGGGAGGAGAAGUCACGAGAGUUCAUCGGGAACUUUUUGGAGAUGUUUGGUCCGGACGGGGCACUAAAGCACAUGCUGAAAGAGGGAAAAGGACGGAUGUUACAAGCCAUCAGUCCCAGACAAAGCCCCAGCAGCAGUCCCGUACGCGAGGAGCGCUCUCCUUCCCCCACCUUCCGUCUUCCCUUCUUCACCAAAACCUCUUCACCGUCUUUUCCUCCUGUUCACCACAGCAGUGCACACUUCAAAAAAAGACAGUCAUACACAUCUGGGACGGCAUGAGGAUUCACAGAACCACAUCUGCCUGUAAACAAACCAUUGCAGGUCAUUCUUUAAGACAGUCUGGAGUUGAUCACCAAACAGAGAUGGGUUCACUGCGGUGGAGGUCAGAGUGGUAUCAAGCCCUGGAGUUAUAGCAAGU
This is a messenger RNA of Myxocyprinus asiaticus (Chinese sucker), 1640 nucleotides long. RefSeq names its product choline-phosphate cytidylyltransferase A-like. The transcript has 11 exons. Gene Ontology annotation, molecular function: phosphatidylcholine binding; choline-phosphate cytidylyltransferase activity. The record is from RefSeq and is a predicted model, not a curated record. Bases 407 to 1501 code for a protein of 364 amino acids. Gene Ontology annotation, biological process: CDP-choline pathway. Gene Ontology annotation, cellular component: endoplasmic reticulum. Lineage: Eukaryota; Metazoa; Chordata; Actinopteri; Cypriniformes; Catostomidae.